ACACUAUAUUGCCAAAAGUAUUGGGACACCCCUCCAAAUCAUUGGAUUCAGGUGUUCCAAUCACCUCCAUGGCCACAGGUGUAUAAAAUCAAGCACCUAGGUAUGCAAACUUCUUCUAAAAACAUUAGUGAAAGAAUGGGUUGCUCUCGGGAGCUCAGUGAAUUCAAGUGUGGUACCAUGAUAGGUUACCACCUGUGCAAUAAGUCCAUCUGUGAAAUUUCCUUGCUACUAAAUAUUCCACAAGUCAACUGUUAGUGAUAUUCUUUAUUAAAAAACCAUUAGUGGUAUUAUAACAAAGUGUAAGCAACUGGGAACUACAGCAACACAUAAAAUGACAGAGCGGGGUCAGCACAUGCUGAAGCAAGCAGAAGUUUCCAACUGUCUGCA
This is a messenger RNA of Staurois parvus, 387 nucleotides long. The record is from the annotation of a GenBank genome assembly. NCBI's taxonomy places the organism in Eukaryota, Metazoa, Chordata, Amphibia, Anura, Ranidae.